This is a messenger RNA of Pyrenophora tritici-repentis Pt-1C-BFP, 1703 nucleotides long. RefSeq names its product hydroxyacylglutathione hydrolase. The record is from RefSeq and is a predicted model, not a curated record. NCBI's taxonomy places the organism in Eukaryota, Fungi, Ascomycota, Dothideomycetes, Pleosporales, Pleosporaceae. Gene Ontology annotation, molecular function: hydroxyacylglutathione hydrolase activity.
AUGACUUCGCGCACAAUUCUUAUCAGUAUAUUCCUUAUGAGCUUAUUCGCAGCAACGAUCAAGCGCUGUACAUUGUCACCUCUUGUAAAGCCAAUUACCAAAGUCAAUCCGUCGUUCGCAACUCUACGCGCCAUGCAUAUCCAAUCAAUUCCCAUGUGGGAGGGCACGGGGAACAACUAUGCAUACCUGGUAUCGGAUGACAAGACCAAAGAAGCCGUCAUUAUAGACCCUGCCAACCCUGAAGAAGUAUUACCGGUUUUGAGGGAGCAGACUACCACCGGGGGUCUCAAGCUGACCAAGAUUAUCAACACUCAUCAUCAUGGUGAUCAUGCUGGUGGAAACGUGGACACCAUCAAAGCCUUUGGCUUGCCUGUAAUCGGUGGUCGCGAUUGUGCUAAGGUUUCCACAACCCCUGAGCACAACAGCACAUUCGAGAUCGGAUCGAUCAAAGUGAAAGCACUACACACACCUUGCCAUACCCAAGAUUCCAUCUGCUUUUACAUGGAAGACGGCAACGACCGCGCUGUUUUCACCGGUGAUACACUGUUCAUCGGCGGUUGCGGAAGAUUCUUCGAAGGCACCCCUGAGCAAAUGCACAAGGCUUUGAACGAAACCCUGGCCUCUCUUCCGGACGACACAAAGGUCUACCCGGGACACGAGUACACCAAGGGCAAUGUCAAGUUUGCGAAGAGCGUGCUGAACAACGAUGCGAUCAAGAAGCUCGACGAGUACUCGCAGGCAAACAAGGAAACGCAGGGCAAGUUCACCAUUGGCGAUGAAAAGAAACACAACGUCUUUAUGCGUGUGCAAGACCCCGAGAUUCAGAAGAUCACGGGCAAGACUGAGCCCAUUGAUGUUAUGGGUACACUGCGAGCGAUGAAGGAUAAGUCAUAGAAGGCUUGUAUUUAUAGUGAUUACUGGGAUAUCAGUUGUAUGCAAUCAACAAUCCAAUCACGUUUCGUAAUCGCCUUGUUCCAUCUUCUGCCAUCUACUCCAGCUCUCAAAUGCUUCUCGUAUUCAAUGAUGUGUGUCAUGAGACACGUGGCAGUAUUUCAAAUACGCAACAUCAUAUUCACUCACUGUUUUGGUCAUAGCGUGAGAUGUGCUCGAUAGGAUGGAAUGUGUAUUAUGUACGCCCAAGAAUUCAUCUAGGAUAAUUGUGGAUCGCUGCAAGGAUGUUUGUGUAAUAGAGCCCCAUGACGUCUUCUCAAAGAAAUCAAGGAAGAGAGAGAGAGAGAGAUCUAGACGUUGGCAGCAUCGAGCUGGAAACCUGGACAGCCCUCUCUCCACUCAUCAAAGUCCUUCUCGCCCGGCAUCUCCGUACCAUCAGAGAGCUUAAGUCGCGGAAACGACCUUUUCUCACGAUUAUAGGUAGGCUCUUUCGUAGCCAGCUCUUCGUUGACCAAGACAAGGGCUCCGGAAUGCCAACCCGCGGCACUCACACCUAAAGCAAAGUAUGCGCCCAAACCAUCUUCACCACCAUCUUGGUCCCAUGCCUUGGCCUCCUGUUCGAACCAUUCGCUCACUUCGCCUUGGACAUUGUGGUGGUGCUCCCAUAUCUGUUUCCGUUCCUCGCUCUCUUUGUCGUCUGUUGGCUCAUUGAUAACUUGGGCCAGCCAGUCGUUUUUUCGCUCGUCAAACCAGAUCUGACGACCAUUUUUAUAAGCAUGGGGUAGCAGUCGUCCGUUGCCGUUAAAUUGGUC